AUGAAGCUCGCCAUUGCUCUCGUUGUACUAUUGUCAGCCGUGUGCAUAAAUGCACAUUGUCAUGGUAAGGGCUGUGGAUAUGGAUAUGGGGGCGAUGAUGGUGGAUAUGGUGGAUACGGUGGUUAUGGUGGUUAUGGCGGCUAUGGCGGUUAUGGCGGUUAUGGAUUAAGCUCGGAUUAUGGUGGAUAUGGCGGAGGAUAUGCAUAUGGCAAAGGAUAUGGCGGAGGAUAUGGCGGAUAUGGCGGAGGAUAUGGCGGAGGAUAUGGUGGAUAUGGAAAAGGAUAUGGCGGAUAUGGCGGAGGAUAUGGCGGAGGAUAUGGCGGAUAUGGGGGAUAUGGUGGAUAUGACGGAGGAUAUGGUGGAUAUGGUGGAUAUGGUGGAUAUGGCGGAGGACGUGGUAUCGGCUAUGCUUAUGACAAGAAAUACUGA
Messenger RNA from Mytilus californianus (California mussel), 429 nucleotides. Its product is annotated as keratin-associated protein 19-2-like. The record is from RefSeq and is a predicted model, not a curated record. Bases 1 to 429 code for a protein of 142 amino acids. Lineage: Eukaryota; Metazoa; Mollusca; Bivalvia; Mytilida; Mytilidae. The transcript has a single exon.